Messenger RNA from Sphenostylis stenocarpa, 750 nucleotides. The record is from the annotation of a GenBank genome assembly. NCBI's taxonomy places the organism in Eukaryota, Viridiplantae, Streptophyta, Magnoliopsida, Fabales, Fabaceae.
AUGGGGGAUUUGGAGAAGCAAGAGAGGGUGGAAGAGGGAAGGGAUGAAAAUGGGGAGGGAGAAAAGGAGAGGCUUUUGGAUGGGAAGGCGGUUGUGGAUUUUGACAAACUUUGUUCCUCUGUGGCGUUGCGAAGUGCGCAUGGAAGUUGGGGGAAGCUUCGGGGUGGGGAAGAGGAGCAUCAAGGUGGGGUUUUGAGGAUGUGGGAGGGUGAACUCCUCGAUUGCUUUGAGGAUCGUCGCAUCGCUUUUGAAUCUGCGUGUUGUCCUUGCUACCGAUUUGGGAAGAACAUGAAGCUAGCUGGUUUUGGUUCUUGCUAUAUCCAGGCUAUAGUUUAUUUUCUCCUUGUUAUUGGUGCCCUUGUUACUUUCGUUGCCUAUACUAUCACGAGGACUCGCUACUUCCUAUACCUAGCGGUUGCAUUCACCAUUGCUGUUGGAGCAUAUUUAGGAUUCUACCGAACUCGAAUGCGAAAGAAAUUCAACAUCAAGGGUAGUGAUAAUUCGUUGGACGACUGCGCCUACCAUUUUGUCUGUCCUUGUUGCACAUUAUGCCAGGAAUCAAGAACACUUGAGAUGAACAAUGUUCAAAAUGGGACAUGGCACGGUCGGGGUGACACACUAUGUAUAGCUAGCUAUAGAGAUGAAAGGAAACCUCUGUUUGAGUUAAGUCCUCCUUCUGUUGUGUCCAUGAUGUCUACUGAUGAAAAUUGCACGGAAAACAGCACAGAUGCGGCUAGCAAUGGUUCUUGA